UGAAUCGCUAAAGUGCAGCGUUUAAGAUCAGCGGGUUCUACACACGCAAUUAAUUUUCGAUCUUACCCUCCGUAUUCUCCACUUUCGCACCUUCCCGUUCUUCUUCAGGGAAAUUAUCCCAAGCUUCUGCAGACCUUCCCUCUUUUAAACAAAAUCUCUUCCUUAGCUUUUGUCACCCAGAUGCAAUGCCGACUCCUCCCCUGGCAGCUGGGUCGAUCCGACCCGAGAAAGGUCAUCUUCUCGGCCAAGAUGCGCCUGACUUUGAUGCUCAUGGGAGAGCUCUGUAAAUACUCUGUUCGGGCCAUUCUUACUUUCGUUGUGGUGUUUGAGUUCUAAUAGAGUAUCUUUCAAACACAAGACAUUAUCAGACAAGGCUUUUAUUGGAGAGUUGGACAAGGGAGUGCUAUUAAUAUAUGGAAUGAUCCGUGGAUCCCUGAUAGAAAUUUCCCGAUGGUGUCUUCGACCCCUAUUCCUGGUCUGGAGCACGCUACUGUGGAUAGCCUUAGAAGUGAAGAUGGAUUAACCUGGGAUCGUGAUUUGCUAUUAGAUAUCUUUGAGCAGUGGGAUGUUCAACUGAUACAGGGGAUCCUGAUUAGUUUUAGGAGGGUCCCCGAUAAGGUUUGUUGGAGAUGGGAGGAGUCUGGAAGGUUCUCUGUGCGCAGCUGCUACCAGUUCUUGGCAGGAGAAAUGACGAAUGGAGCUUGGUCAGGUUGGACAGCUAUGUGGGGGUGGAGCUUGCCCCCUAAAAUUAAGAAUUUUUUCUGGCAAGUGUGCUGCGGUUUUCUUCCGACGAUGGCGAAUCUGAGGCUGAUGAGGGUAAACUAUGCUGAGAGUUGUGGUCUUUGCGGACAGGGAUG
Messenger RNA from Cuscuta epithymum, 857 nucleotides. Lineage: Eukaryota; Viridiplantae; Streptophyta; Magnoliopsida; Solanales; Convolvulaceae. The record is from the annotation of a GenBank genome assembly.